UGUAUCGGACCACCUAUCCAUCUCAUCAUGAAGGCCAUUAUCUUCCUGUGUCUUGUUGCCCUGUCCGCGGCCGACCAAAACGCCAGGAUUGUGAAUUACCAGUCCGGAAUUGAAGAGGAUGGCUCGUACGCAGCACAAUUUGAAACCACAAAUGGCAUCAAGGCCCAGGAGGACGGCAUUUCUUACCCUGGAAAUGUCCCUGAAGCUGGCAACUACGUGAGGAGCGGCUCGUACUCGUACGAAUGGGAGGGCGUCACCUACACGGUCACGUGGACGGCCGACGAGAACGGCUUCCACCCGGAGGGGGACCACCUGCCCGACUUCAGCCACACCCGCGAGCACAUCGGUGGAGUGGAGGAUCAUCUGUAGACGAGUAGCGGCCUGUAGAGACUUUUGUAUAGGUUAUCACGAAUCCUAUUGACUGCCGAAGACUCUUGUGUCUGAAACUGUCUUUUCUCCUCCUUAGAUACUGCGAUAGUAGUGCUCCUUGAAUAGCCGCCGAGUUUGUGCGAUGAGAUUGGCCAUGCUCAAUGCUCAUGUCAGUGUUUGUGAUUCCUUUAAUUAUGUGUUCAUCAUCUUUUCAAAUGUUGUGCAGUGGUCCUGUGUUGCAACUGUUAUUUUGGGUGAAAUGACAAUAAAUAUGUUUACGCGCGUAAAUAUUUACGGAGCGAGCGAAG
Amphibalanus amphitrite is the source of this 677-nucleotide messenger RNA. RefSeq names its product cuticle protein CP14.6-like. Gene Ontology annotation, cellular component: chitin-based extracellular matrix. The record is from RefSeq and is a predicted model, not a curated record. Bases 28 to 369 code for a protein of 113 amino acids. Lineage: Eukaryota; Metazoa; Arthropoda; Thecostraca; Balanomorpha; Balanidae. Gene Ontology annotation, molecular function: structural constituent of chitin-based larval cuticle. The transcript has 3 exons.